CCGCUGCUGCCCGGUGCUAUUUGUAAACAGUCCGGCCGCCGCCGCUCGCCCUUUGCCGCCGUCGUUGCUGCUGCUGCCGCCGUUUCCGACCAAGAUGGCGGCGGGCGGUAGCGGCGGAGGCCUCUCGUCUUGCCCGCCGGGCGUCGGCAACGGCUCCGGCUGCAGUAACGGCGGCUCCGGCCUCAAUUACAACAACUGCGCCGUAGCCGCCGCGGUCUCGGUCCCCGCCAACCCCGCCGCCGCCGCCUCUUCUGCCGCCCCCAGCGCCCAGGCCGCGGCCGGCGGCGGGGUUGUCUCUUCGGGGACUGUGGCUGCGGGGCCCGCUCCGCCCGGAGCGGGGGCGGCGACGGCGGCGGCGGCGGCGGCAGCCGGGCCCCCGGGGGCGGUCCUGGUGCUCCACCGGGAGCCCGUCUACAACUGGCAGGCGACGAAGCCCACCGUGAAGGAGCGAUUCGCCUUUCUCUUCAACAACGAGGUGCUCAGCGACGUGCACUUCCUGGUGGGCAAAGGGAUGAGUUCGCAACGCAUCCCGGCACACAGGUUUGUGUUGGCUGUGGGCAGUGCUGUCUUCGAUGCCAUGUUUAAUGGUGGAAUGGCCACAACGUCUACAGAGAUUGAGCUGCCUGAUGUGGAGCCUGCUGCCUUCCUAGCUUUACUGAAAUUUCUUUAUUCUGAUGAGGUACAGAUUGGACCGGAGACUGUAAUGACAACACUUUACACAGCUAAAAAAUAUGCUGUCCCUGCCCUUGAAGCCCACUGUGUGGAGUUUCUGAAGAAAAAUCUCCGAGCAGACAAUGCAUUCAUGCUUCUGACCCAGGCAAGACUGUUUGAUGAACCCCAGCUGGCCAGUCUCUGCUUGGAGAAUAUAGACAAAAACACAUCGGAUGCCAUCAAUGCAGAGGGUUUUACAGACAUUGAUUUAGACACCCUUGUUGCCGUAUUAGAGAGAGAUACCCUGGGUAUUCGAGAAGUUCGUUUAUUUAAUGCAGUAGUCCGGUGGUCAGAGGCAGAAUGUCAACGACAGCAACUUCAGGUGACGCCUGAGAACAAGCGGAAAGUUUUGGGCAAAGCGUUGUCUUUAAUUCGUUUCCCACUGAUGACCAUUGAAGAAUUUGCGGCAGGUCCUGCUCAGUCAGGCAUUCUCACAGAUCGUGAGGUGGUAAGCCUAUUUCUUCACUUCACUGUAAAUCCCAAGCCACGAGUGGAAUUCAUUGACAGACCACGCUGCUGCCUUAGAGGGAAGGAGUGCAGUAUAAACCGUUUUCAGCAGGUGGAGAGCCGCUGGGGGUACAGUGGCACUAGCGACAGGAUAAGGUUCUCAGUCAAUAAGAGGAUAUUUGUAGUUGGGUUUGGAUUAUAUGGAUCAAUACAUGGGCCCACGGAUUAUCAAGUCAACAUACAGAUCAUCCACACAGACAGCAAUACUGUGUUAGGCCAGAAUGACACUGGGUUCAGCUGUGAUGGAUCUUCCAACACAUUUCGGGUCAUGUUUAAAGAACCUGUUGAAAUUUUGCCCAAUGUUAACUACACGGCAUGUGCUACUCUGAAGGGUCCAGAUUCGCAUUAUGGAACCAAAGGGCUGCGCAAAGUUACUCACGAAUCGCCAACGACAGGAGCCAAAACCUGCUUCACGUUUUGUUACGCGGCUGGGAAUAAUAACGGCACUUCCGUGGAGGAUGGACAAAUCCCAGAAAUUAUCUUCUACACAUAGUGCCCCCUUCUGAAUGAACUGUUCCAUACCUCUCUCCCCAACGCCCUUCCAGAUUCUUAUCCCCGACUAAGUUCGACCAUGCCAACGAGGAGCCACACUAGCCAGAGGCUGCUAGUGUAACACCCAGUUUUCUGUUCUGCUUUGUGCAGCUGCGGCUGCGACCACCUGCAGAUCAACUCAUUUUCAGGAAUCAAUCUGUAGUUGCCUGUGGCUAGUGACUUUUUCAUUUUAUCAUUAUUAUUCCUUGAGUUGAAGUGUCUUCCUAAUAUUGUCAUGAAUGUGGAUGCUUUUACGUUUGUAAAAAGCAUGAAACAAAAUGGCUUUGGUUGUGGUGAAAAAACUUAGCUGUGAUGAGACAAUCCUUUGAGAUUAAAAAAAAAUAAAAAAGAGAGGGUCAUAUUGAUCCCUGCCUUGUCCUCCA
Ornithorhynchus anatinus (platypus) is the source of this 2132-nucleotide messenger RNA. RefSeq names its product BTB domain containing 2 (gene BTBD2). NCBI's taxonomy places the organism in Eukaryota, Metazoa, Chordata, Mammalia, Monotremata, Ornithorhynchidae. Gene Ontology annotation, molecular function: protein binding. The coding region runs from base 95 to 1711 and encodes 538 amino acids. Gene Ontology annotation, biological process: neurogenesis. The record is from RefSeq and is a predicted model, not a curated record. The transcript is spliced from 9 exons. Gene Ontology annotation, cellular component: cytosol; P-body.